Messenger RNA from Raphanus sativus (radish), 3065 nucleotides. RefSeq lists its product as uncharacterized. The transcript is spliced from 2 exons. Lineage: Eukaryota; Viridiplantae; Streptophyta; Magnoliopsida; Brassicales; Brassicaceae. Gene Ontology annotation, molecular function: zinc ion binding; nucleic acid binding. Bases 497 to 2989 code for a protein of 830 amino acids. The record is from RefSeq and is a predicted model, not a curated record.
CAACCUACAAAUUCAAUUCAACCCCAAAACCAACCUCUUUUUUUUUGUCAUUACUAUUCACCAUGAAAAGUUCCAAACUAUCCUUAUGUUUUUAAAUUAUUUACAAAAUUGCCAUUAUUAUUUAAUUAUUUAAUAAUUUCGAAAAUCAUAAAAAACCUAUUACACCCUAAACAUUUCUUCUUAUUUACAAUAAUGCCAUUAUCAUCAAUUUUUCAACCACCAUUAACAACCAUUUUUGAGCUCAUUAAACCUCAAGAAUUCAAUAUACAACCACUUUGUUGUGAUUCUAAGCAAAAAAACUCUCAUUUCCUCUCAUUUCCUCUCAUUUCCUCUCCAUUUCAAUCUAAAAAUCUCCCAUAACUUUCAUUUUCAUAACUAUAAUUUCAUAUUUUCGAGUUUACACUGUUGUGAGUAGGCAAAGUUGGAUCCUUUUACUCAUAUUUGGAGCUUGGACGGUGGAAAAGGGUGGAAACAAGCUUUACAUCGGAAAAAGGUAAUGGUUAAUUUGCCUGUUGUGUAUGGAGAAUGGGUGGUGAAAGGCUCUUUGUGGGAGUUUGUGGUUGAUAAAUGGAAAAAAGGGAGAAUGUUCUUUGUGCAUGAUGGUUGUACAUAUGGUGAACUUCUUGAAAUGGCACAAGAAGAUUAUGAUCUGAACAAGAAAACCGAGAAGGUGGAGCUGACAUAUUCCUUACCAGACGUACUUUUAGAGCAAAUGGGUCCAGAUACUCCUCCUAUGCAUGUCACGAGUGAUAGACAAGUACGGAACUUGAUCGAGUUAUGUAAGACCCACAUUGUACGCCUUUGUGUAUCAAGCCAGUGUCAAGUAGAAGCUGGAGGUGACGACGAUGCUCAAGAAACUGCUGAUGUUGCUGUUGAUGCUGAUGUGUCUGAUAGUGGUGAUGAAGGGUUUGAUAAAGAUUGGAAUGAGGCUGAUGAUGCUCAAGAAACUGAUGAUGAUGCUCAAGAAACUGCUGAUGUUUCUGUUGAUGCUGAUGAUGCGGUUGAUGCUGUUGAUGCUGUAAACUACAGUGAUUAUGGGAAAUUGAAAGAUGAGGAUUCUGAUGAUCAAGGGUUUUAUGAUGGACAACAAGCGGAGUAUGCUGGUACUGGAGGAAGAUUGAUGUCUUUUAAUGAAGAUAUAUAUGUCGGUCAGAGUUUUGCUAGUAAGGCUGAGCUCGUUGCAAAGCUGAAGUUGGUUGCUGUGAAAGGUAAAUUUACGUUCACAGCUUACAAGACAACGAAAACUUUGUACGUGGCUAAGUGUCGUGUUGAAGGAUGUGGUUGGAAGCUCAGAGCGAGUGUGAAGCAUGGACCAAAGACAUUUUGGGUGACAAAAUAUUUGAAAACUCAUACAUGUUCAGUGGGGGAUCGGAUGGCUCAACGGAAACAGUAUACUCCGAAAUAUGUUGCUAGACUGUUUAUUGAGUCUAUUGGGAUUAUAGAUGGGAUUACACCGAAGCAUAUCGAAGAUUCGAUGCGGAACAUGUUUGGUCUGAACCUGGGUUACACCACUUCUUACCGAGCUUUGCUAUGUGCCCAAGAGAUGGUGAGAGGAACAGCAGAAGAUGGAUAUGAGAAUCUGCCUUCUUAUUUGCGUCAGAUCGAGCAAUCGAAUCCGGGAACUGUCACAUGUCUUGAGAAAGAUGAUAAGAACCGAUUUAAAUAUCUAUUCCUAUCUUUUGGAGCUUCGAUAGCUGGUUGCAACUAUCUUAGGAGGGUUCUUGUGGUAGAUGGCACUCAUCUAAGUGGAAAGUAUGAAGGAGUUAUGCUAGUUGCUGCUGCCCAAGACGGUAACUUUCAGAUUUUUCCAUUGGCUUUUGCGAUUGUGGAUGCGGAAAAUGAUGAUUCGUGGGAAUGGUUUUUUACCCAAUUGCGGAGAUGUGUUUCAGAUCAGUAUGCUUUGGUGAUAGUUUCUGACAGACACAAAUCCAUUAAGAAGGCGUGUGAGAAGGUUUUCCCUUGGGCAAAGAGAGGAAUUUGUUAUUAUCAUCUACAACAGAACAUAGUCCAAAAGUUCAAGGGAAAGCACAUGUUGUACUUGGUCAAAGGCGCUGCUUAUGCACAUACGCUCUUCGAUUUUAAUCGCUACAUGGAUGAGAUACGGAGUAUAAACCCAGACCUUGCAACUUAUUUGGAGGAUGCUGACGUCUCUUUAUGGUCACGAGUGCACUUUCAAGGUGACAGAUACAACAUAAAGACUAGCAACAUCGCAGAAUCUAUUAACUCUGCACUUAAGCCAGCCAGAGGAUUCCCCAUCUCAUUCCUUCUUGAAUUUAUACGGGAGAAGCUUGGAAGGUGGUUUUUUAAAAGGAGAGAAGAUGCUUUAAGUCUCACAUCACAACAUAGUCGUGGGGUUGAAAAAAUAUUGGCUAUUCGGGAAGAGUAUGCAGAUAUGAUGAAAGUGGAACGGAUUGAUGGUUGGCGAUUUGUUGUGAGAGGAGGACACCGAGAUUGUAUUGUUGACUUGGAACUUCGAAGGUGCCAAUGUGGUGUGUUCGAUAUUGAGAAGAUACCUUGUUCACAUGCCAUUGCAGCUGCAAAAGAUGUAAACAUUCAUGUCUCUACUCUUGUAUGCCAAUCCUAUUCAAAGGAGUAUCUUUAUGCAGCAUACGCAGCAAAUAUUUAUCCCAAAAGUGAGGAUUUGGAAGCUCUCAAGAGUGAGGAUUUGGAAGCUCCCGAAAGUGAGGACUUGGAAGCGCCCAAAAGUGAGGAUCUGGAAGCUUCUGAAAGUGAGGACACAUCACCUACUGAUGAAGAUUUGGAAGCUCUCAGUAAGGACAAAGAAGGUAAGGACAAAGAAGCUUCGAACAAGCAUAAAUGCCUUCCUCCUGCUGUCAAGCGUGGUCCGGGUAGGCAAAAGAAAUCGAGGUGGCAAACUUGGCUUGAAAUUUCUAGGAUGAGGGGAAACAAACCACGUAAGCAGCACAAGGACUAUAGUUGCUCCCAGUGCAAGAAACCGGGCCACACCCGUCCUAAUUGUCCAGGAUGAAAGGUCUUAUGUAUUGAACUUAUGUUGGAUUUGGCUUAUGUAUUGAACUUAUGUUGAACUUAUGACUAGUAUUGUU